This is a messenger RNA of Ostrea edulis (European flat oyster), 1910 nucleotides long. RefSeq lists its product as uncharacterized. Bases 283 to 1428 code for a protein of 381 amino acids. The record is from RefSeq and is a predicted model, not a curated record. Gene Ontology annotation, molecular function: zinc ion binding. The transcript has 6 exons. Lineage: Eukaryota; Metazoa; Mollusca; Bivalvia; Ostreida; Ostreidae.
AAUUUCCAGUAGCCACCUGUUCUGUUACCAGAUCCUUUGGACGUAAACUGGCCUACAACAGGAUUCCAACAACUCAAUUCAGAGCACAGGAAAUUACUACCUUCUAUUACAAGGGAACAGAUAGAAGCCUAUUUUCUCCAUAGACUUGCUGGAGAUAAUGAAGCGGCAUGUGAUAUCAAGGCAGUUAAGAAUGGGGAACUAUUGUACCAAUCCGAGAGAGUUUUGGCAUGCUCAGUUAUCAUUGAAAAUGAUGUAUUUUUUACUGGAAUAGUCAGUGCAGCCAUGAAAAAUAAGGUCACAUACAGCUAUAAACUAAGGCUGGAGAAAGAAUCUGGAGAUGUGCUAAACUCACACUGUGAAUGCCCUGCAGGGAAAGGCCCAAAUGGUACAUGCAAGCACCUAGCUGCUUGCAUGAUUAUGCUUGAAAAUUUUAUUGAGAAUGGUGAAGUGGCGGUGCAGAAAUCAUGUACAGAAAAUUUGAUGAUGUUCAACAAGCCAAAGGCAUCCCAUAAAGGAUCUCCAGUCAAAGUUGAAAAAAUUACAAUUGGGAAGAGAAAAUCAGCCGUUCAUUUGGAUGACCCACGACCAGAAAAGUUUAGGAAUGUAGAGGGCAUGCAAGACCGGGUCAGAAACCUAUUAAUCAACUAUACAUCAAAUACUUCUGAAGACAUUGCAUUUCGUUAUCUUUAUGAGAGAGCAGAUUUGAAGUCUGCAAUUCAUGACCACCACUACUUAUCAUUGCCUUUCACAGAAUACUGGGUGGAUAAAGCAUUACAGGUAACUGAAUCAGAGGUGGCAAGUAUUGAAAAAGAAACAAGGGGACAAUCUACAAAUAAGAGAUGGUUUGCAGAGAGAAUGUGGAGAAUCACAGCAUCAAAUUUUGGGCAGAUUUCAAGAAUGACAGACAGACGUAACAAACAGAAGCUUUGUAAAUCAUUGAUAUCUAUCAAGAGCCUCACCACCCCUGCAGUCACUCAUGGAAAAUCAUAUGAAAAAAAAGCAAUCAAAAAGUUUGAAGAUAACCACAACAUAAGAGUUCAUGAGAAUGGUUUAUUCAUUUGUUCAAAAAUGCCAUUUCUAGGUGCAACACCAGAUGGCGUUAUAGAUGAUAAAUAUAUAAUAGAGGUGAAAUGUCCUUAUAAAGGGCGGAGACAAGAAAUCAACACAAACACAAUGGAAUAUUUCACUUAUUUAGAGGUAGUGGGUGGGAAAAUCAAGCUGAAAAUAUCUUCCAAUUACUAUGAUCAAAUUCAGGGACAACUGUAUAUAAGUGGCAGACAAUUUUGUUAUUUUAUUGUGUAUACACUAAAGUCACUAUUUGUAGAAAUUAUUGAAAUCAACAGAGAAUACUGUGAAAUGUGCCUUAUACCAAAACUGGAGUCGUUUUAUACAAAACAUUACAGACCUUUCAUUGCCUCAAAUUUAUAAAUGAUUGCAAAUUGGGCCAAUUAAAGUUAAUUGAUAGAUUAUCAUCCCCGCCCGCCCCUCAAAAAAGGGCCCAUCCCGAUUUUUUUAAUGCAAAAAUUAUGAUUUCAAACAAACUUGCUUCCCAGUGACAUGAGUGAAUGAUUAAAGUCACAGAAUGUUGUUUUAUAUAUAUAUAUUCUACCAAGGAAUCUUUGAAUUCCUUACUUAACACUUUGUGUGAUGUCUGUUUUCAUUAAUUUUUUUUUCUCAGGAAAUAAAAAUUAAAAAAUUAUAUUCUCCCACCCGCCCCAUUUUUUUUUUUUGACCCCAGAUGAUAAUCUACUAAUUAGGUUGAAUUGGCCUUACUUUGAAACCACCUCCUUCUGUACUACUUAAAUGUAUGCUACAAAUGAAACAAUAUAUUUCCAUAAAAUUGACUACAUGUUGUGAAGUAUUGCAGGGAACACUUCAGAUUGCCUAAUAAAAUUGCCCCCAAUAUGUAA